Messenger RNA from Drosophila eugracilis, 1289 nucleotides. It is a transcript of the gene Fkbp39, whose product is annotated as 39 kDa FK506-binding nuclear protein. The transcript is spliced from 3 exons. The record is from RefSeq and is a predicted model, not a curated record. Gene Ontology annotation, cellular component: chromatin; nucleolus. Gene Ontology annotation, molecular function: peptidyl-prolyl cis-trans isomerase activity; macrolide binding. The coding region runs from base 114 to 1169 and encodes 351 amino acids. NCBI's taxonomy places the organism in Eukaryota, Metazoa, Arthropoda, Insecta, Diptera, Drosophilidae.
UUUAAGCUAAGAAGUUAUUGGGCACAUCUUAAGUCGGCGUCUGUUCCGUUCUGUGAUUUCAAUUCCUCGUUUUCUUUUCAUUUUACGUUGAGAGUUGACUAUAUUCCUUCAAGAUGUCCAUGUUUUGGGGAUUGAACAUGAAGCCUGAGCGCAAGUACUCGCAGACGAUUAUCAAGUCGUUCCAUAUUUCGGGCGUGGCCCUUGACAAAGGCCAGGAGGCCAAAUUGUACCUCGCCGCCGAGAAGCAAGAGUACAUUGUGGCCACCGUGACAAAGGCCAUUCCCCAGGUGGCCCUGGAUUUGAAUUUCAGUAAGGGGGAUCGCAUCAUGUUCUACACUGCUGGUGACGCCAGCGUUUCUCUGUUGGGCUACUUGCACGACAUUGAUUCCGACGAGGAUGAGGAAGAUGAUGAUGAGUUCACUAUCGAAAAAUUCUUGAAGGAGCAGGGCAAGAACAAAAAGUCUAAGACAGACAAUAAUGAUGAGAGCGGCGAGGAGGAAGAAGAGGAUGAGGACGAAGACGAGGAGGAUGGAGACGACAAGUUAAUAGGGGAAUACGAGUCCUUCCUUGAAAAUGGAGAGGAUGAAGAGGAUGAUAGUGAAGAGGAGGAAGACGAAGAGAGUGGCGAUGAAGACAGCGAGGACUCUGAAGCUGAAGAGGAACAGCCAAAAGCGAAGAUUGCUAAGCUGACAGCCACUGCCGCUAAGAAAACAGCUAAGGAGCAGAAUGGGGUGGCUAAGAAAGAGGAGGCCAAACAGCAGCAAAAGAAGGAAAAGAACGAGGUCAAGAAGGAGCAGCCAAAGGCCAAGCAGCAGCCAGCUACCGGUGAGUCGCGAUCUCUCGCCGGCGGUGUCAAAAUUGUGGAUGUGCUUCCUGGCAAGGGCGAGGAAGCCAAGCCAGGCAAACGAGUCUCUGUAUACUACACCGGUCGCCUCCAGUCCAACAACAAGACAUUUGAUAGCCUUCUAAAGGGUAAGCCCUUCAAGUUCUCCCUUGGUGGAGGAGAGGUCAUCAAGGGAUGGGACGUGGGAGUCGCCGGCAUGAAGGUGGGCGGCAAACGUCGAAUCACCUGCCCCCCGCACAUGGGCUAUGGCUCGCGCGGAGCUCCGCCCAAGAUCGGACCGAAUUCGACACUCGUCUUCGACGUGGAGCUGAAGGCUGUGCAUUAAUCGCACUAUGUAACCACAUCAUAUAGAAUCGUAAUCAUAUAGCCUUUAAGUCUCCGCGUCGUACAACUUGAUAAAAUGUUAAAUAAACCACUGUUUUUCACGCUGUUCAGAAAAUAACAA